Molecule: messenger RNA, 2769 nt
Organism: Tigriopus californicus
Lineage: Eukaryota; Metazoa; Arthropoda; Copepoda; Harpacticoida; Harpacticidae
Product: prickle-like protein 1
Molecular function (GO): zinc ion binding
Source: RefSeq, a predicted model, not a curated record
GUUUUUUUUUUCGACGAGUUCUUCAAUUCUGUCUUGGCCUCUGAAUCCUCCAGGACUGACGACGGCAGGAACAGAUCAAGAAUGUUAUUUUCCCGAGCGAAUGCAACAUCAAGAGCAUCAUUCGCUGCAGUCUUGAUUUCAAGUGCAGAAGCAGCUGUUCCUUGCGUUUGGCGAUCAUUUUAGUUGAGUGGACCAAACAAUGAUUGAAACAUUCUUUGUAUUGUUUGGUGAGUGAAACGAAGGCUAAGCCUUGAGUGAUUGUUCUCUGCUUAUUCUCUCGAGGGUUCCGAGUGAUCUUAAGCAAGUGGAACAAGCUCACUCAAGAUAGAUUGAACAAGAAGGUCAAUGAGACAGUCAGAAUCGACUUGGCUGUGGAUCACUUCCUCGACAGCCAGGAACAACAAUCCUGAGUGUGAUCUCCUCUUGAUCUGGAACAGACUUCCAGACUAAAAGAAGCCGUUAUCCUGUUCAUAUGAUCCCACAAACAUUGAAAAACUCGAUCUGAGGCCAUGGCCAUGAAAAUCAAAUCGGAUCAAUCCAACCCUUCACAGAGUUCUUUAGCAUCGUACUCGAAGAUUUCUCGCAGCUCUUCCGUGGGACGGACUUUGCCAUGGCAAGAUGAUGAUUCGGGCUGCGUCAUGGAUGAGUAUGCCUGGUUCCCACCCGGACUUGUACCUGAUCAGGUCCAUCAAUACUUCUCGUAUUUCCCGGAUACCAGGGUGCCUUAUGUUAAUUCUGAAGGGGAGAAAUUUCGGAUCAAGCAGCUCUUGAAGCAAUUACCACCUCAUGAUAAUGAAGCCAGGUAUUGUCAGGAGCUCAGCGAAAUAGAGCGAAAAGAGGUCAAGAUAUUCGCCGCUCACAGAAAAAGAGAAUUCUUGGGAAGAGGUUCAGUGAGGCCGGUUCCGUACCCGAAUCUUGCCGGGUCUAGUAAACCUAUUAAGUGUGACCAUUGUUGUACUAAGUUUGAUCCCCACGAUUUGUGCAUUACGGCUUCACGGGCGGGUCCGGAUCGUUUUUGGCAUCCGCAUUGCUUUGUCUGUUCCACUUGCCAGAGCACAUUAGUGGACCUGAUCUAUUUCAUUCACGAGGGAAAGUUGCAUUGCGGAAGGCAUCAUUCAGAGCUUCUCAAGCCCAGGUGUUCCAAAUGUGACGAGAUCAUUUUUACGGAUGAAUGCACGGAAGCCGAGGGAAAGACCUGGCAUAUGAGACACUUUAGUUGCACCAGCUGUGAUCGCAGUUUAGGGGGUCAACGUUAUAUUAUGAGGGAGGGUGAUCCAUAUUGCAUCAGGUGCUUUGAAUCAAGUUUUGCCGAAUACUGCGAUGCCUGCGGAGAUUUCAUUGGACUUGACAAGGGUCAAAUGAUAUACGGAAAUCAUCAUUGGCACGCCAACGAAGUGUGCUUUUCCUGUUCGAGUUGCGGGAAACCCUUGUUGGGACGGCCUUUCUUACCAAAAGACGGCCUUAUCUUCUGUUCUACAAAGUGCUCUCUCAUCUUGAAAUGUAUUCCCGAAAUACAUUUGAACACGGAUGCCUCAGAUUUGACAUCUGACUUCAGUAGUUUGGAAAUGCCUGCCAUUUUGGAAAACCGACGAUCCCAAAAGUUCGAAAGCUCGACAAUAAAUUCCGCCAUAAGUACAUCUGUCGAGUCCCUAAAAUUCAAAAUGGAACGGCCUUCGACUUCCAAAGGUGCACGGAAGAAGAAACGAAGAGGUUCGUCUCAUUUAAGGCUCAAUUUAGUGGGAAAUAGUGCAUCCUCCAAGUCAUCGGGCGAGCCCAAAUCUCCCAUCGGAAGUGACAUCCUCGAAUCUUUAGUCGAGGAUCAAAUUGUCGAGACCUUGCCAUCAAAAAUUGGUUCCAAACCUCAAGAAUCGACCUUUGAUCGAUAAAAUGGGCUUGAAAUCCUCUGGGAAUUAUACCUUUAUUGAGCCUGUGACCAUUUUGGACCAGGCCACCAAGCCGAAUAUUCGGGAGGAGCUGCGGUUUCUUGACAGUUACAAGACCAUGCACCGUAGACACUUGGAGGAUAACCUUAAAAACCUUCUGGAAGGACAACACGAUCCGGAAAUACUCACACAUGUGACACGAGAGAUGAAUAUCGAUCAGAUCAACCAUCUUCUCGAGCUCACAGAAGACAAACUUGAACACCCAUCUUGGUUUCCUACUCCUGACAUUGGCUUUAAACCUCUGACCAAAAGCCGUUCAAAGACACCAGAUCGCAACCGAUUAAGAUCCAAGAGCGUUUUCUCAAAUUCCGCCGCCAAAACGAACUAUGUUCAUUUCAAUCCUGAGGCGUUUGUCAAGGAGCCAAUUGCUCCCAAUAUGGCCGACCCAAAUGGCCAGUUUAUGUUGAGAGAUCCACGUUCACAAAAGCAAUUGUCCUCACCUCAUUUGAAUUAUCAAAUGUCGUCAACCAGUGAUAGUAGCGAAGAAGAGGCUCAUGGAACUGCCCCCGCCUUAUUGGAACUUCAGAGGCGGAACACCGUUGUUCCACACUACCAUAUCAUGGAGCCUGCAACACCAUCCAGGGAUGAAGCACUCAAAGUCACCUCACUAACGUCAUAUUGCUCUCCCAUUCAAACGAGCACCCUCGCGGCCAAGUGGUUUCAGAACAAAAAAAAUAGCAGCAGUUGUCUAAUUUCAUGACUGUUUUAAAGAUAAAGAUUUAAUUGAGCGACCGUUCACUAUUUCGAUGUUAGGUGCAAAAUAUAUAAAAUGAUGUGACCUUUGAAAAGUAAAUGAUGUUGUCAAUAGAAGCUGAUUUCAUUCAAA